GCUAAUCUACAACGCAUCGAUCGCGUCGUAGACUUUUGCAGUAAGGAAAAUGGACGAAAGGUGACCCAUGUUUUUGCAAUUUAAUGAACUUUUACGAUAAAAUUUUGAUUCUCAGAUCAUUUAUCUGAAUCUACAGAAAUCAUGCCUCGUUCAAGAAGCAAGAGCUCAUCAGUAGAGCGAAAAUCAAGCAAGAAAAAGCGAUCUCGCACUCGUUCCAGAUCCAGAUCGCGGUCAAAAUCGAAGGCGCGGGAUCGGGAUAGAGAAAAACAUGACAGACAUGAAAGAAAGGAGGCAGAAAGAGCUGAAAGAUCAACAAAGGAAAGAGAACGAUCGGAAAGACAUAAAAGUAGCAAAUCAUCUAGGCGUUCCAGAUCCAGAUCAAGGGAGAGGAGAAGACGGGAAAGGUCGAAAUCAAAACGGAAAACUCCAAGUCCAGAUAUAGACAUUUUCGGCAGGGAUUUGAGCAAGCGUAAUGCUCAUGAAGAAGUGCAGAAGAGACAGGAGGAAGAGAGACGAGUGGAGCUGGAAAGACAGAGAAGAAUACGACAGCAGGAGAUGGAGGCCAAGUUGAUAGAGGAGGAGGUGACUCGGAGAGUGGAGGAGAUGGUGGCACAGAGGGUGGAGGAGGAGUUGGAGAAGAGGAAAGAUGACAUUGAAGAGGAAGUCGGGAGAAGGGUGGAAGAGGCCAAGAAGAUUAUGGAGAAAGAGAUGAUGGAGGAGAUGGAGAAACAGAGAGAAGCAGAAGUAGCAGCACAGAAAGCUAAAGAGGAGGAAGAACUGGAUAAACGAGAGGCGCUUGAGAAGAUCAUGCAUGAAAAUCAGCGCAAGAUUGAAGAAGCCCAAAGAAAACUGGCUGAGGAACGCUUGGAGAUGGUGGAGAGGCAACGCAAAAUGGACGAGGAGCGCCAGGCGUUUGAGCGCGAGCAAAAGCGGCGUCACAAGGCCGAACAGGAGGUUAUCCUGAACAAAAAGAGCAGUCGCCCUAAGCUGUCGUUUGGCUUCAAGAAGACAGAUCCGCCAACGUGAGAGGGCGCCCUCCUGUGUUGAUCCCCUGUACAUGUUUUGAAUGGAGGAUGAAGUCAAAGACCAGCGGCUCUUGUGAGUAGUAACCAGUUCUGUGAAUGCGUUCUUAUCCAGGGUUUUGUAGUAGCUUAAAUCUUUACACAAUGUUUCCAUAUGAAAAGCAUGUACAUGUAGGUAGUGGUAAACAAAACAAUAAACAACAACAAACAGGGUUGUAUUACCAGUUGUAGGAAUUUGACUGUUUAUGGAAUUAUACAGACUUUUCCAUGUUUACCUUAUUAUUAUGAGAACUUGAGAAGUACACAUGUUGCAUGGAGAGAUCUUAAGGUGUUAUUUGGUUGGCUUUUAAGGGGGUUUGGGUGGAAGUUAAUUCAGUACUUAAGUUGAAUUUAAAGUAUUUGUAGUCUUUUUUCCUGAUUUGAUUGGUUUCAAGCAUUAUGAGGGAAUUCAGGAAUUAUUUUUUUACCAAAUUUUUGUUUUUGUUCAGUAUUUAUUUUGUGGUAUCACCGUUUAUAUAUUCAUAGUGAAACUAAAUCAAAAUGCAUUUUUUAUGCGGUCACUAAUUACUUCUACAUUUGCUCUCGUAACAAAAAAACACACUGAA
Molecule: messenger RNA, 1627 nt
Organism: Strongylocentrotus purpuratus (purple sea urchin)
Lineage: Eukaryota; Metazoa; Echinodermata; Echinoidea; Camarodonta; Strongylocentrotidae
Product: arginine and glutamate-rich protein 1-like
Exons: 4
Coding region: 142-1026 (294 amino acids)
Cellular component (GO): nucleoplasm; mitochondrion
Molecular function (GO): cadherin binding
Source: RefSeq, a predicted model, not a curated record